UCGAAACUCCACCUCUCACGCCUUCCCAGCUCCGGGAGGGGACGCGGGCUCCGGAAAGGGCGGGCAUAAGGCUACGGAUGGGCGGGAUGGAGCAGCCCACCGCAAAGUGGCGGUUUACUUGAGGCGGUUACCUUAGUACUCCGAGUAGACUGAGUCUGUGGCGAGCUGCGGGCCGAUACCUGGCCAGUGCCAUCUCAGCCGGAGCAGACCUCGGGGCCUCAGAAGCAGGCUUUUAUCUGGCCCGAGGCUCCCAGCCGUUCAGCGCGUCUUCCCAUAACCUAUACCGAUUAUUGGGACUCUCGGCUGCAGACACAGGAGUCACAGAUGCUGGGAAGUAUGGCCCGAAAGAAACCUCGAAAUACCUCAAGGUUGCCCCUGGCUUUAAACCCCCUGAAGAGCAAGGACGUGUUGGCAGUGCUGGCUGAGAGGAACGAGGCUAUAGUACCAGUUGGGGCAUGGGUGGAACCUGCCUCACCAGGUAGUUCGGAAAUCCCAGCAUAUACAUCAGCAUAUUUAAUUGAAGAAGAACUAAAGGAACAGCUAAGAAAAAAAAAAGAAGCUUUGAAACAUUUUCAGAAACAAGUUAAAUACCGAGUAAAUCAACAAAUUAGGUUGAGAAAAAAGCAACAGCUUCAGAAGUCUUAUGAAAGAGCACAAAAAGAAGGCUCCAUAGCCAUGCAGUCUUCAGCAGCACACUUAACUUCCAAAAGGACAAGUGUUUUUCCAAACAAUUUGAAUGUUGCUAUUGGAAGUUCUAGGUUACCUCCUUCCCUGAUGCCUGGGGAUGGAAUAGAGGAUGAAGAGAAUCAGAACGAAUUAUUCCAACAACAAGCCCAGGCUCUUAGUGAAACUAUGAAACAGGCACGUCACCGGCUAGCAUCCUUUAAAACCGUGGUUAAAAAAAAGGGAUCAGUGUUUCCAGAUGAUGGAAGGAAAAGCUUUCUUACCCGAGAGGAAGUGCUUUCCAGGAAACCAGCAUCCACUGGGAUAAAUACAGGAAUAAGAGGAGAGUUGCCCAUUAAGGUCCAUCAAGGUCUUUUAGCUGCUGUACCUUACCAGAAUUAUAUGGCAAAUCAGGAAUUUGACCAUGAGGAACCUGACUAUGAGGAAUCUUCAUCUCUUGUAACUGAUGAGAAAGGGAAAGAAGAUUUGUUUGGGAGAGGCCAGCAGGACCAGCAGGCUAUCCAUUCUGAAGAUAAGAACAAACCUUUCAGCAGAGUUCAGAAAGUAAAAUUCAAAAAUCCAUUAUUUGUUCUGAUGGAAGAGGAAGAACAAAAGCAGUUACAUUUUGAGGGCCUUCAGGAUAUUCUGCCAGAAGCCCAGGAUUAUUUUCCAGAAGCCCAAGGUGAUUUGCUGGAAACCCAGGGUGAUUUGACAGGAAUCCAGAGUGUUAAGCCAGAUACCCAGGCUGUUGAAAUGAAGGUUCAGGUUACUGAGCCAGAAGGCCAGGCCAUUGAGCCAGAAGGCCAGCCUAUUAAGACAGAAACUCAGGGUAUUAUGCUGAAAGCCCAGAGUACUGAGCUAGAAGAAGGGAGUAUUGUGUUGAAAACCCAGGAUUUUCUACCCACAAAUCAGGCUCUUCUAACGAAAAACCAGGAUGUUUUACUCAAAGACCACUGUGUUCUCCCUAAAGACCAGAGUAUUCUACUCAAAUAUCAGGACCAGGACUUCCUAUCCAGAGACCAGCAUGUUCUCCCCAAAGACCAAGAUAUUCUGCCAAAAUAUCAGGACCAGAAUUUUCUACCUAAGGACCAGAAUUUUUUAUCUAGAGACCAGCAUGUUCUCCCCAAAGACCAAGAUAUUCUGCCAAAAUAUCAGGACCAGAAUUUUCUACCUAAGGACCAGAAUUUUUUAUCUAGAGACCAGCAUGUUCUCCCCAAAGACCAGAAUAUUCUAUCUAAAUAUCAAGACCAGGAUUUUCUACCUAAAGACCAGGACUUUUUAUCUAGAGACCAGCAUGCUCUCCCCAAAGACUGGAAUAUUCUACCCAAAUGUCAGGACCAGGAUUUUCUACCCAGAGACCAAGGUGUUCUUCCCAAAGACCAAAAUAUUCUACCCAUAUGUCAGGACCAGGAUUUUCUACCCAGAGACCAAGGUUAUCUUCCUAAAGACCAAAAUAUUCUACCCAUAUGUCAGGACCGGGAUUUUCUACCGAGAGACCUGCAUAUUCUCUCCAACGACCAGAAUAUUCUACCCAAAUGUCAGGACCAAGAUUUUCUACCAAAAUAUCAGAAAGCAAGUCUGAAGCAGCCAACAUCCAUUUUGAUAGGUAGGAGAGGGAGAGAGGCACUUGCUCUGGAUGUCUAUCAGGAUCUUCUAUGCAGGCAUCAUCAGGCCUCCAUCAGAGGCAAGAAAGUACACUUUAAGGAGCCAUACUCUGAUAUGACAGAUGAGAAAGGGAGAGAAGACUUUUCUCUGGCAGACUAUCAGUGUUUGCCUCCCAAAUCCCAGGACCAGGAUGACAUCAAAAAUCAGCAACCUGCAUCUUUUAUGAGAGAAGAAAGAGUGAGAGAGGAAUUGCCUCUGGACUAUCAUCAAUAUGUUGUACCUAAAAUCCAGGACCAAGACUCCCUUAGAGAACAGAACAAGCAUAUCAAACUACCCUCAUCUUUUGAGAAAUGGGAGAUUGCAAGAGGAAAUACUCCUGGAGUGCCAUUGUGUGAGAGGGGAAGAAAUGAGCAGUUUCUGAGGGCAGGGGUUAUGAGGAUCUUCCACCCCAUGGCCAGUACUGGAUCUCCAUCAGCUUAUGAUAGGUAUCAAUCAGGAUUGAGCACUGAAUUCCAAGCUCCACUGGCAUUUCAGUCUGGCGUGGAUAAAGAAGAAGAUAAGAAAGAGCGUCAAAAGCAGUACCUGAGACAUAGACGACUUUUCAUGGAUAUUGAGAGAGAACAAGUUAAAGAACAACAAAGGCAAAAAGAACAAAAGAAGAAAAUUGAAAAAAUUAAGAAAAAGAGAGAGCAAGAACGUUAUGCUGAAGAGCAGAGGAUCCUAAGAAUGAACUUUCAUGAAGAUCCAUAUUCAGGAGAGAAGUUGAGUGAGAUAUUAGCCCAGUUACAACUUGAAGAAAUAAAAGGAACCAGAGAAAAACAACAGAGAGAAAAAGAAUACCUGAGAUAUGUAGAAGCUUUACGAGCCCAAAUCCAGGGGAAAAUGCAGCUGUAUAAUAUUACUUUACCUCCACUAUGCUGUUGUGGUCCUGAUUUUUGGGAUGCUCAUCCUGAUACCUGUGCCAACAACUGUAUUUUCUAUAAAAACCACAGAGCAUAUACUCGGGCACUACAUUCAUUCAUCAAUUCCUGUGAUGUCCCUGGGGGUAAUUCAACUCUUCGAGUCGCAAUUCAUAAUUUUGCUUCUGCACACAGGCGGACUUUGAAAAAUCUAUAAUAAGAAUCUGAAAUUAACUGGUAGUAUUUUGGCUUUUACUUAAAAUCAGCACUGAGAGAGUAUUUAACAAAAGCUGUUCAAGUUAUAAAAUAUAUAAUCUGGAAAGAAAUACUGUCUCAUAUAAUAACUGUCUUUAUAAUUAGAUUGUAAUCAUUGUUUUAAUCUCUGUCUUGGAACCAAGAUUGAAAGCUGACUUACUUCUCUCUUCUUUCUUGUGAACCAUACGGAGCCUAUUAUUUUAAAACAUGAUCAGAGAAGUAAGGCUUCUCUUACUUUGCUCUGCUCUGAUCAGAAGAGCUCAUGUGAAAUCUUUGAGAUUCUCUCAUUUAUCAUCUUUCUAAAACUGUGUUUUUGAGCUUGACAAUACUGAAAAUGUCUGGAUGAAGCAGAAAAGAAAGUGAUGAAAUGUGUUUCUGAGCAUCAGAGACCAUCUAUAUUGCCAUUACCUUUUCUAAUUGUAUAUAAGAAUUCAAGAUUAGAAGAAUUUAGAUUUGUUGCACAUUUUUUUCCUCAGCAUUUUUUCCUCUUGUUUUUAAAAAUGUAUUGCCUCUUUCCCCAUUCAGUGACACUGGACAUAGGAAUUUUUAAUUGUGUAAUUUUCUGUUGCAAAAAGGGUAAAUAAAUCCUUUGUCUCUUGUAUAUCUUCUAUGUGAAAUAAUUGUGAGUGACAUUUGAAAAAGUGAAUCUGAAGUCAAAGUGAGUAAAUUCCUUAUUUCCCUAUUUUUUAAAAACCUGGUAUAUGACAUGGCUACAGGGCAAAUGAAAUAAAAAUUGCCAUAGUUGGAAUGAA
Molecule: messenger RNA, 4174 nt
Organism: Gorilla gorilla gorilla (western lowland gorilla)
Lineage: Eukaryota; Metazoa; Chordata; Mammalia; Primates; Hominidae
Gene: CCDC15
Product: coiled-coil domain containing 15
Exons: 18
Coding region: 325-3384 (1019 amino acids)
Cellular component (GO): centrosome
Source: RefSeq, a predicted model, not a curated record